Molecule: messenger RNA, 3409 nt
Organism: Mus musculus (house mouse)
Lineage: Eukaryota; Metazoa; Chordata; Mammalia; Rodentia; Muridae
Gene: Ngfr
Product: nerve growth factor receptor (TNFR superfamily, member 16)
Exons: 6
Coding region: 141-1424 (427 amino acids)
Biological process (GO): positive regulation of endothelial cell apoptotic process; signal transduction; cellular response to amyloid-beta
Cellular component (GO): growth cone; dendritic spine; cytoplasm
Molecular function (GO): calmodulin binding; coreceptor activity; nerve growth factor binding
Source: RefSeq, marked validated
AGAGCGAGUGGAGCCUCCGCCAGCUCCGGCGGGCAGCGGGCGCUGGAGCGCAGCGCAGCGCAGCUCAGCUCAGCGCGCAGCACCAUCGGUCCGCAGAGCGGACUGAGCUAGAAGCUGAGCGCUGUCGCCGGAGGCGAGCAAUGAGGAGGGCAGGUGCUGCCUGCAGCGCCAUGGACCGGCUGCGCCUGCUGCUGCUGCUGCUGCUGCUUCUAGGGGUGUCCUUUGGAGGUGCCAAGGAGACAUGUUCCACAGGCAUGUACACCCACAGUGGAGAGUGCUGCAAAGCCUGCAACCUGGGCGAAGGUGUGGCCCAGCCUUGCGGAGCCAACCAGACCGUGUGUGAACCCUGCCUGGACAGUGUUACGUUCUCUGACGUGGUGAGCGCCACCGAGCCGUGCAAGCCGUGCACCGAGUGCCUGGGCCUGCAGAGUAUGUCCGCUCCCUGUGUGGAGGCAGACGAUGCCGUGUGCCGAUGCUCCUAUGGCUACUACCAGGACGAGGAGACUGGCCGCUGCGAGGCUUGCAGCGUGUGCGGGGUGGGCUCAGGACUCGUGUUCUCCUGCCAGGACAAACAGAACACAGUGUGUGAAGAGUGCCCAGAGGGCACAUACUCAGAUGAAGCCAACCACGUGGACCCGUGCCUACCCUGCACGGUGUGCGAGGACACUGAGCGCCAGUUACGCGAGUGCACGCCCUGGGCUGACGCCGAAUGCGAGGAGAUCCCUGGCCGAUGGAUCACAAGGUCUACGCCCCCGGAGGGCUCUGACGUCACAACACCCAGCACCCAGGAGCCGGAGGCACCUCCAGAGCGAGACCUCAUAGCCAGCACAGUGGCCGAUACGGUGACCACUGUGAUGGGCAGCUCCCAGCCUGUAGUGACCCGAGGCACCGCUGACAACCUCAUUCCUGUCUAUUGCUCCAUCUUGGCUGCUGUGGUUGUGGGCCUUGUGGCCUAUAUUGCUUUCAAGAGAUGGAACAGCUGCAAGCAAAAUAAACAAGGAGCCAACAGCCGGCCGGUGAACCAGACACCCCCACCAGAGGGAGAGAAACUGCACAGCGACAGCGGCAUCUCUGUGGACAGCCAGAGCCUGCACGACCAGCAGACCCACACACAGACUGCCUCAGGCCAAGCCCUCAAGGGUGAUGGCAACCUCUACAGUAGCCUGCCCCUGACCAAGCGUGAGGAGGUCGAGAAGCUGCUCAAUGGUGACACCUGGCGACAUCUGGCAGGCGAGCUGGGCUACCAGCCGGAGCAUAUAGACUCCUUUACCCACGAGGCCUGCCCAGUCCGAGCCCUGCUGGCCAGCUGGGGUGCCCAGGACAGCGCGACGCUCGAUGCCCUUUUAGCCGCCCUGCGACGCAUCCAGAGAGCUGACAUUGUGGAGAGCCUGUGCAGCGAGUCCACUGCCACGUCCCCUGUGUGAGCUCACCGACUGGGAGCCCCUGUCCUGUCCCACAUUCCGACCGCUGAUGUUCUAGCCCCCACAGAGCCGCCCCCCUCUCCCUUGGGGUGGCCCAACAGUCAGAACCGAGCAUCUCUGUGUAGGGCCUCUGUGUCCCGCUCCCCAAACCACAGCCCUGUUGCUGCUCCUGAGGGGACCUUUGCUUCUGACCACACUCUCUCUCCGGCGAGAGAUAGGACCACCCCAAGCCUGUCUUGCCCCGUGACCAUCUCAGGCCUUUCCUUUCUUUCUACACAUUAACUGUGUCAGAUCUAGGGGUCUGACACUAGAGAAGGUAACAGGGGCACCCCUAAGACUCAGGGGGUACUAAUGAACCAGAGCCAUGGACUCCACACUGUGAACUGGAGAACAGGGGGGGCAUUGUGGUAGGCCAGACCUUCCUCAACCCCUCCCUUCUCCCAUCUGGCCAAAGAUGAAGAGGAUUACAGGCCUAUCUGAGCUGAAAGCAGGUUUGGAGCCCAGUCCACACUCCUUCUCUUACACAUAGGAUGGUAAAGCCCAGAGAGGCAGGGACUAACCUAGGCCACCCAACAACAGGGAGAUCAAUUGUAGGCUGACACACUCCUUUCUGAAUGAGGGCGUCAAGUGCUUGUUGGCAGGGAUGGAGUGACUUUCAGGGAAACAUCUGGAAACGACGUCUGCCCCGCCCUCAACCACUUCCAGGCCCCUACCCAACCCUUGUGCAGAUGAACUGUCUGUUCAAAACCUGGUCCAUUGGCCUGUUCUGAUGGAGUCGGGCUAAUGUCCUGGGGAGUGGGGUGCUGCCUUCCUCUGUCUGUCAGGCUUAGCCACAGGGCAUUUGUGGAGGGAUGAAUCUGUUAGCACCCUCAUUCGUGUCAUAAGCCUGAAGCCAACAGUGGCCCUUGGAGUCAACCCUAGGGGUCAGGGACCAAGGACCCACCCCAUAAUCCAACACCACACACACACACACACACACACACACACACAGAGAGAGAGAGAGAGAGAGAGAGAGAGAGAGAGAGAGAGAGAGAUCAUGCUUUUCCCCCCAUGGCUCUUUUUGGGCUGAGACCAGAUCCUGCUGGAAGUCGCUGGCUGCCAGAGAAAGAUGGAAGGGGACCGAGAUGAGCUUCGUGGGGCUGUCUUCCUCACCUCCCGGCUCUGGCAGGCCAAGAACUGCUGCAUCUGAGCUGGCGUGCGUGCGUCCGUCCCUGUCCGUCGGUCUCCAAUGGCCUGUGUGUGGAGGAAUGCUCACACCGCUCCCUCUCCUCCCCUUCUUGAAGCCCAACUUUGGCUGCACCCAGAAAACAGUGAAGAAAAGCAGGCUGCUGUGAGAACACAAGAAAAUGCAGAUGCUGGCCCGCAGUCUGAGGCAACUUUCUCCUCAGUUUCAUGGCCCCUGCAAAGGACCAAUUUCCUGGGCAUGGCCAGGAAGGGACCCGAGUGCUCAUUGGCCGGCGCUUUCACCUGGCUCCUUGGCCUGUUCUGUUUUGCUUGCUGUUGGAAUGAGUGGGCUCCCCCUCUAUUUAGCAUGAAGGAGCCCCAGGCAGGGUAUGCACAGACUGACUGCCAUCCCUCCCCACCCAGGGUCCACCCAGCCCUGUAAGGAGACAAGGAGCCUUGUGCUCGGUGGUAUUUUUAUGGACCUCGAUCUGCAAUUAGUAGAAGGACCCCACCGGCUGGCCCUCCCCGGACACCUGGGAAGUGGGACAUUCUUUGUGUAUUUAUUUUCCUCCCCCAGAAGCUGGGGGUGGGUGGGUGGGGGAGGAGCUGCAGGACCAGUUUAGCAUGUGUUUGGUUCUGGGGGUCUCUCCAGCCUUAUUUUGGGUCAAGAUGGAACCUCUGGCCCUCCAGCUGGCGACUAUGAGAUCCAGACCUCUUCAUGUUCCCUGACACUUCCCCUUUGCAUCCUGUGUAAUCAUUUCUUGGGCCCUCCCAAAACCUACACAUAAAACAUACGUGAUGACCAUUAAAUAGCAAAAAAAAAA